AUUUCUUAGAUAAAUUUGACACCGAUGGCUGGAUGUGAUAUAUCGGUGCAAAAACGGGUCCUGUUGGUAUUGGCAGGUUUGUCCGUGUUCGUGGUAUUUCUGCUAUUUAUCAUACUGGACAUAGGUGUAACCGGAAACGGAAAUCACUUCAUUAGAAAACAGCAAGAUUCUGCCAUACAACAAUUUGAACAUAGUGUCUGGAACCAACAUCUUAGAAAUGACAUAGAUUAUAAUGGUGGUCGUUUGUUGACAGAGGACAAUGUAGAGAUUCUAAAACCUCUAAGUGUAGAACACUGUCAAAGUCAGAGGUUUUUGGUUUACAAUGCGAUUCCUCAAGCUAUUGUGGAGGUUGGGCUGACCGUCAGAAGGGCAUUGUGUCAUCUUUUUCUCCUGGCAUGUUAA
Molecule: messenger RNA, 402 nt
Organism: Mercenaria mercenaria
Lineage: Eukaryota; Metazoa; Mollusca; Bivalvia; Venerida; Veneridae
Exons: 2
Coding region: 25-402 (125 amino acids)
Source: RefSeq, a predicted model, not a curated record